Molecule: messenger RNA, 2750 nt
Organism: Cyprinus carpio (common carp)
Lineage: Eukaryota; Metazoa; Chordata; Actinopteri; Cypriniformes; Cyprinidae
Product: activating transcription factor 7a
Exons: 12
Coding region: 165-1658 (497 amino acids)
Biological process (GO): regulation of transcription by RNA polymerase II
Molecular function (GO): DNA-binding transcription factor activity, RNA polymerase II-specific; cAMP response element binding
Source: RefSeq, a predicted model, not a curated record
UUGAACAACCAUCCCAGGUGAGCGUUGAGGGACCGGGGUAGUGUGACGCCAAAAUCUCGCGAUACUUCAUGGGGAGGGGCGUGUCAGAUUCCAAGACUAGAGCGAGCGAGUGAGAGAGAGUGGGAUAGAGGGGCGCUGUGUUAUACUGCAAAGCCUUUGCAAAGAUGGGGGACGACAAGCCUUUUGUGUGCAGUGCUCCUGGCUGUGGGCAGAGGUUUACUAAUGAGGACCACCUGGCUGUCCACAAACACAAACAUGAAAUGACGCUGAAGUUUGGACCCGCCAGAACUGACUCAGUCAUCAUUGCAGACCAGACGCCGACUCCAACUCGUUUCCUGAAAAACUGUGAAGAGGUGGGCUUGUUCAAUGAGCUGGCCAGCUCCUUCGAGCAGGAGUUCCCUAAGGCCCAGGAAGAUGAGGACAAGAGGGCCAAGAACCCGUUGCCUGUUCUUAAUUCAGGAGCACUUGAUAUGAGUUUGCAGACGCCUUCAGAUGUUAAGGUGAAAGAGGAGGACCCCGUGGAGGUGGACUCCUCUCCUCCUUCCAGCCCUGACUCCAUCUCCAGUAUGUCAGAUAGCAGCAAAGAGCCCUUAAGCAGAGGAAAGGAUUCUCCCUCAAAGCCUGCCUUCAGUUCGGCUCCCACCCCUGCCAUAGUGCGUCCUGGCUCCCUCCCCCUGCACCUGGGUUAUGAUGGCCUGCAGCCCACCAUGCCCUCCCCUACCUCUGUCAUCACACACACCCCACCAUCCAACCGCACACUGGGAUCUCCCACAGUGCCGUACCCAAUGAUGAUGCUUCCCAAUGGUCAAACAGUUCCUGUUCUUCCAGGUCCUAUGCAGAUGCCUUCUGUAAUAUCUCUGGCGAGGCCCCUUUGUAUGGUGCCCAACAUUCCAGGAAUACCCGGCCCUCCACUAGGGGGCAGCAGCAGCGGCUCGUCUUCACCCUCUGGUUAUAACCCCCACAAUGAGGCAAAGAUGAGGCUGAAGGCUGCAUUAUCUCAGCAGACCUAUGCGGCUCAGGGUUGUCUUGGUGUGGCGAUGGGGUCCAGUGCGAUGGUCCCUCAGAGGGUGGAGCAAAGCCAGCUGCUGGUCCAGCAUCCAGAUGCCCCAUCCCCUGCUCAGCCACAGGUGUCACCCGCUCAGCCCACCGGAGGUCGCAGGCGGAGAACGACUGAUGACGACCCUGAUGAGAGGAGGCAGCGCUUCCUGGAGCGGAACCGGGCAGCAGCUUCUCGUUGCAGACAGAAACGCAAGAUAUGGGUCAGCUCUCUGGAGAAGAAGGCUGAAGAACUCACCUCCGUCAACGUCUCGCUGUCGAACGAGGUGUCUCAUCUACGAAAUGAAGUUGCUCAUCUGAAGCAGUUGCUGUUAGCCCAUAAAGACUGUCCUGUCACCAACCGCCAGAAGAAAGCUGUCUACCUGGGAGAGGAACACAUGAAAGAUACAUCUGAGCCCACAGGCUCCCCGGCACAGGUCAUUCAGCACAGCUCUCUGGCCCCCAGCCCCUCAUCUGCAGUAGGGCCCAACGGCCUGAGCUCCCGCGCCGCGGCCGAGGCAGUGGCCAUGUCAGUGCUGGCGGGGAUGGGCAGCCAGCGGGGGGAGAGCGGAGGACCGUCGCACGUCAUCAUGGCCACACAGUCCCACCCAUCCAGCAGAUGAUGAGUGCAGCUAACUGUCUGCCUGGGACUCUCCGCAUCCCGGGAGAGGGGCAGAUCUGUGGAAUGCACUCUGUUCCCAUUCUUCAGUCUGGUUCCCUCUCAUGCCAUCAACCUCUGGCCUGGAGCUCAGCUGCAUUCUGGGAAUGAAACUGGGACUGUGUACACAUACUGUAUAGAGAAAGACUUAAGGAGUUUGUCGCUCACUAUGCCAUAGACUACGGGGGCUGGACUCCAAACCAUGCUCUCAUUUGCAUCCUCUAUAACUCCUCCUCCUUCCUUCAACUUUCUUCUGCUCCUCCACUGGCUGUAGGACUGCAAAGCACUUCCUGUCAUUAAAUGUAUCCCCAUAGACACACGCUGCAAUAAGGACAUUGCCUGAACCGUGACUGUGCACUUUGUGUAUGUGUAUGUGUGCACAAUAAUUCUCACACACACACACACACAUCCAGGCUGCAUCUCGAAGUUGCGAUGAUGCAAUACUUUAUAUAUUCUUAUAUAUAUAUAUGUAUUAGUAAGUGUGUGUGUGUGUGUGUGUGUGUGUGUGUGUGUGUGUGUGUGUGUGUGUUUGAGAGAAACAUGAUGCUUUAAUGUUCUGUAGGAUCUUCUACUUUGCUAUUUUAGAACAGGUUUUUUAGUUUUCAUGUGGCCACCACUCUUAUCUGACCCUCGCUCAUCUUACCUCAUUUUUAACCUGAUAUAUACGUUUAUAAUCAACGUGUGCAUGUGUGUUUCUCGUGUGGGUGUACAGUAAUGUACAAAUGAAAAUAGCAGCUUGUGAAGGACUGAUACACUAAGACUGCCUUGUUAGCAUGCAAACUUUUCUAUAUAUAAACUGUAUUGUAUUGGCACAUUGCGUUCAGUUUGGCCUAUGGAACCUCAUAGUUGUCAUUUUGUUUGGUCCUAUCGUUGUUUUCUUGCGUACAACAAACUCAGAAACUGUAAACAGCAUACUGCCUGAGGUCAUUAUGUAUGAUUAAUUUUAAUCAGGAUUGUGUCUGGUCCAGAGUCUUGAGAAAUCUAUGUAUUGACUGUCCUAAAUUAUACCAUUUCCUUUCCCUGUGAUCACAAUGUUUUAAAUUCCGCUUUAGAUUGA